This is a messenger RNA of Dissoconium aciculare CBS 342.82, 1620 nucleotides long. RefSeq names its product putative 4-hydroxyphenylpyruvate dioxygenase. The coding region runs from base 95 to 1153 and encodes 352 amino acids. The transcript has a single exon. Lineage: Eukaryota; Fungi; Ascomycota; Dothideomycetes; Mycosphaerellales; Dissoconiaceae. The record is from RefSeq and is a predicted model, not a curated record.
ACAUACUCAAUCUCACAACGACAGCCCAUCAUUCGUUCGCAGGAGGGCUGCAAAACACUAAGAAUCACACACGCACAGCGAUUCGACAACUAUCAUGGCAAAUAUGGAAAGUCUCGGCCAGAUUCCGCUUGCUUACGCUUCGUGCUCCAUUGGGUGUCGUGAUGAACAUACAAUGCCCAAGAAGCUCGCCGCCAUCUCUGCAGCCGGUUUUCAAGCAAUCGAAUUGUCCAUGUCCGACCUCGUUUCUUUUGCCAAUCAACAUCUCGGCCGCGCCGAUGCCAACGAGAUAACGGGAACUUCCUAUGAUGCGCUCUGCGAAGCUGGCACCGAAGUCCGUCGUCUUUGCGCCUCGCAAAACCUUUCCAUCCUGGUUCUCCAGCCUUUUGAAAACUUCGAAGGUUGGCCGAAGGCAAGUCCUGAGUAUCGUGACGCAUGGGAUCGCGUCAAUGGUUGGGUACGAAUAAUGCAGGCUGUCGGGACCGACCUGCUACAAGUUGGUUCUUCAGAUUCGCCUGCAGAAAAGAUUGGUACAGACCGCGCGCGGUUCGUGGAGGAUCUCCGCGACUUGGCCGACCUCCUCGCCAGCAAGGGCUUCCGCGUGGCGUACGAGAAUUGGUGCUGGAGCACGCACGCGCCGGAGUGGAAGGACGUAUGGGACAUCUGUCAAAAAGUCGACCGCGAAAACUUCGGCUUGUGUUUGGAUACCUUCCAGUCGGCUGGAGGUGAAUGGGGAGACCCGAGGACGAGCAGUGGGCUGAGAGAGGAUGCUGGUCGCUCGAAGGAACAGGUUUUGAAGGAUUGGGAGGCUUCCUGUAAAAGCCUCGCCGAAUCGAUUCCGAAGGAGAAGAUCUUCUUCUUACAGAUCAGUGAUGCUUACCGGCCAAAGCAACCCUUCGAGGACAAGGAAAUCGAUGGUCUUCGACCGCGCGGGCGCUGGAGUCACGAUUUUCGUCCACUACCAUUCGAAGGAUAUUUGCCUGUGGUAGAUUUCACGCGAGCUGUUCUUGCAACUGGUUUUCGGGGAUGGUUCUCUUAUGAGGUUUUCGACGGUGGUCCAGACGGAAAGGGCAAGGACUAUGAGCUUGAUGAUCUCGCCAAGAGCGCCAUGGCAUGUCAGAGGAGGCUCAUGGACGCAUGUAGAGCACCUUCAUGAUGGAUAUGCCUUGCUUUUCGGAUGCAGCUGCAUCGGUAAGACGCUAUCAUGAUAGCUCAAUGGUUUCAUUGACAUCUCGGUCGCAUCUUUCGCGCACGAGUGUUGCGCUGGAUUCUAGGCCUACUGCUGCCGGCAAUGCGCAGUUGGUUGAGCUGCCUCGCCAGCAUGACCGUCCUUGAGGGAUAAUCUAGCAUGCAAAGGCAGGACUGUGCUUGCUUGUCCCGCGAUCGACGCCUUGCGGUCCAAUGACCAAAUGAUUACUUGCUUGCAUGUACUCUGACAUUGCGGGUGACGUGCCAAGCUGCAGAUAGCACCGCCGUGUGCUUGAGACUUUGAGACUUAAGACUUGCGUUCAUUAAGACUUGUCGUCAAGUAGCGCGGAGUUCGAUCCAACACAGCUGCAACGAUGUUCUUUGUGCCGUUGUACCACCUCGGGAGUGCCAACCCGCGCCUAGGGUACACCCAUG